Messenger RNA from Spirometra erinaceieuropaei, 8413 nucleotides. The record is from the annotation of a GenBank genome assembly. NCBI's taxonomy places the organism in Eukaryota, Metazoa, Platyhelminthes, Cestoda, Diphyllobothriidea, Diphyllobothriidae.
AUGGAGUUUUUGUCACUGGCUGAUGCUCUACGUGGCUGUAAAUUGAAAUCUUCAGGCGAAAUCAUUGUGAAUACUUAUGGUAAGAGAAGUAGUGAUAAAUAUACGGUAUGGACCGAAGGUCCGAUGAAUGCCUGGUGGUGUCUGAUUGUUAAGUGGGCCACUCAGUUGUGUAGUUCAAGUUUACUAUUCUAUAUGUUUGCUCCUUCCAAGCGAUAAACUGCCAGAUACGAAUGUGCCUGAAGUGAUUUCUGGUAAACAAGUUUAGGAGCAGUGAGUCGUCAGCUUUUUCAAGGAUGAGAAUCAGGGGGCGCCAUUAUGCCCAUGUUUUUUGUACGUUUGAUACUUCCACCUUGUAUGCUCAAACUCAUAGGAAAUUUAAGACAGCGUUUAUCUACAAGGUGCUCCUCAUCUAUUUUGUCGGCAGCGAUACUGGUGUAUUUAACGAGGGUAGUAUGCACACGUUGUAAUCCUCGGUCAGAUGUGGUUAUGUAGCCCCAUCUUAAGUAAACAAACCCCAGUCACCUGUAAUACGUAAGCGGUGGUAAAAGGCGCUUUUACAGGUGUGGCCGAGGAACGCACAGGCGACGAGGUCAAGUAGUUGUAUGCAAAAGAAAAGCUUUUGUCAAUGCGCGGUUUUACUUCGAGGGCCUGAGAAAUAAUUGCCCUAACUCGAACUCCAACCCCAACAGUACUGUGUUCAUCAGCUGGGGCUAUAUAACCACAUCUUACCUCGUCCUCUGCCAUUCGAAACUGAGCCCGCCAUUUACGCUCUUUACGAAGAGCGAAGAGGGUCUAUAGUAAUGUGCUAGGUGAAGAACGUGGCUCUUUAAAAACAGCAUUUUAAUUAAACUAGCUUCUGGAAGUACAGUGGUCGUCUGUGACGUGACUGGUCUGGCAAGCCAAUUCCUCCAAAAUUUCUCCGGACAUCUUUGCCUUGUGUGAGUGACGCUGUUUCAAGUACAGUGGGGUAGGAGUUAUUUUGUAGCAGCGAAAUAGCCUAUCAUGCGUCCGAGGUAUCAUUCUCUGUUUUCUGUAAUUCUGCCGUCACAUAGCGAAUAAAGAUGCCGGGCCUCUAUACUCCAUCCCCAGUUUUGUCAGUGAAUGUGAUUGUACUCGUGUGAAAAAGUGUAUUUCGCGAGCGCAAAGUGAGUUAGCAGUGGACCCAGUUACCCAGAGGCUUAAAAGGUUUCUAAGGUCAGAACAUUGAUUCGGCGUUCCUCCAGUACAAAGCCCUUGCCAGAAAGUGAAUAUCCUGCCGACCAAAACAAACUUUCUUAGUGCAUCUUCGUGCUUUCAUAGUUCGGCAGCCGAGCUGGUGUGAUGCAGCUAACCUUCAGUUGGUUACUUCCAACAUUUGCAAACCGCUAGGCCAUGUCGUAGAUCAGUGCGUUUAAUGGCUAUUAUUAUUUACAGUUAAUGUUUUACAGAACUGCUUGCCCCCGUUCCGCGCUCAAUUUAGUCCUGCAAAGCCGUACGGAGUUUCGUUUUUGCGAGCUCAAAACGCUUGGUUCCACAUGCCAUAACGUCUGCCCAUACCACUACCGCGAAAUGUAGUCUUCGUCCCCUCAUAGAACUAACGUAAAUGGCAAUGGGAUAUCAUCAACACCAUGGUUUUAAAAGUCUUCAGGAGCACAGGCCGACAGUCACAGGACUAGUUCGAUGGCAUCGUUAAAUAUGUCCUUUGCCUUCUAGUAAAUGACGACAUACUGCGUAUUAACUAUGUCCUCAAUAGAAUCGAAAUUAUAGCCGCAUGUUUCCGAUGCCGAAAUCUAGUUCAGCAGAUACCCCGAGAGAUUGACUGACACACGAUGCAAAGAACUCCAAGGCUAUGACGACCGGAGUGAAAUUGAGCACUUAUUCGCGUCUAUUAAAGUAGACUACAACACACCGUCUGAGAGAACUCUGCAAUUCCUCAGUUCACACGAGUUAACCAUACUGUCGGAGGACUCAUUUUCCUGAAGGCUGAAUCGCGCAUAUCAGGAGCGUCUGUGCCGAGGCGCCAGACUUUCUUACAUUUGCCUUCCUGUUCACCAUUCUUGAACUUACUGUUUGUUUAGUUGAAUGGAAAAAAAACUCGGCACAACGCGACGCGCGUGGCAUGUGUUGGACUAUAAGAUCGUUUGACACUUAAUUAUUAAUUCUUCCAUAACUCCUGUCAUGUUCUGAUCAUCCAUAGUCUGGGAUUGGCAAUCGUGUCCUUUGCGCUCGCAACAGUGGUGACACUUUUGACGUUCACGCUUACGCCUUUAAUCUGCUGACUUAGAUUUGCUGCUUGUAUGUAGUCAGUUCCCCUUGAUUCUGUCUGCCACCACGCCCUCUACGGAUUCUAACGAUGCCUCUAUUUCUCCCACUGGCGCUGCCUUUUCCCUCCCAUACAUCUGGCAACAUGCGCCUGAACCUUAUUUCUUCCGUAUUGAGGCAACGUUUCACUCUGAAAAUGUAACACGAGAAACCGACAAGUAUUAUAAUUUUGUCGAGGCUCUUCCUCCUACCAUUCUUUCCCAAGUGCAGACAUUUUUUUAUGAUCUCCCGACUGAUGCUCCAUAUACGAAGUUAAAGACUGAACAUCGCCUGACCUCAGUUUCAGAUCGUCAGCGUUAUCAUGCACUCGUAAAAGAAGAGGCCUUAGGUGAUCGUAAGCCGUAGGAACUCCUGCGUCGAAUGCGUUCUCUUGUUGGGAAAAUGGCCAUCGUUGAUAAGUUCUUUAAGGAGAUGUUAUAAGAACGUCUGCCGAGAUCGGUGCAAACAACGGAAAUGGCCGAUCGUAUAAUGGAGGUUGAGCAUUUGUCAUCCACGACGGCUCCUCAGGUUUCACAUCCUCUCACUGCGUCCACCUGUUUGAGCUAAAGACACAGAUUGUCCAGUUGUCGGCGACUGUUGCCGCCUUGCAGCUGCGCCGAUCUGCCGGCCCAUCUCGACGUUCCUUUGGCCUUCACCGUUGUCGUUCCAGCUCUCGCCCUAGGACCGCAAGCCUACGUUGGUAUCAUGUAAACCUUGGCGAUAAGGCGCCCCACUGCCUCCCACCCUGCUCCUUCAAGUCCAUACAGGGAAACUCCUCGGCCAGAUAAUAAAUGCGACCGAGCUCUCUGGCAACUCUAUCAGUCGCACAUUUUACAUUUGUGAUAACACGAGUGACAGACGUUUUUUAAUCGACAAUGGCGUUCAAAGUAGUGUUAUCCCUCCAACCCCGGCCGACCGACGUUGUCUCAACCAUGGUCUUUUUCUCCAGGCUGUGAACCCUUCCUCCAUCGUGAUUUUUGGAUCCCGAUUAAUCUCCUUUGACAUUGGUCUCAGGCGACUUUUUCCUCGAAUUUCUGUAGUGGCUGAUGUUCUUACUGCUAUCCUUAGUGCCGAUUUUUGGCCGCCUUCGACCUUCUGAUGGAUUGCAGGCAACUUCGCAUCCAUGACCGCACAACUACCCUCACCGUCAAAGAAUUUUUUCCAUUCUCAGCUUUUAAAAAUCUAUUCGUUUUUGACCCAAACUCUAACCGUCCAUUCCGUAAACUUUUAGCAAAUUAUCCUACUCUCACUAGGCCCCACGUUUCUGACUCUUAAUUGCCCCAUGAUAUUGUUAAUCACAUAAAAACAACUGACCCUCCCGUUUACUCUCGUCUCGGCCAUCUUGCUCCCACCCGCCUUGCAGCUGCUGAGGCUGGAUUUGAACAUAUCUUGCAACUAGGCAUUAUUCAACUGUCUAAGAGUUCGUGGUCAUCUCCUUUGCACAUGGUUCCUAAACCACAAACGAAUGGCUGGCGCCUAUGCGGUGACUAUCGGGCCUUGAACAAUGUCACCAUCCCAGACCGCUAUCCUCUUCCUCAUCUCCAGUACUUUUCCGGAGCUCUCUGUGGCAAAACCGUUUUCUCGAAGAUCGAUUUCGUCCGGGCUUUUCAUCAAAUUCUGAUGGCGUCUGAGGACAUUCCCAAAACGACAGUGAUGGCCUCUUUUGGCUUGUUUGAAUUUUUUCCUAUGCCAUUUGGUCUCCAAAAUGCCUCAGAGACUUUCCAAAGUUUCAUUGACCGUGUUUUACAUGGCCUUCCAUUUGUUUUUGCGUAUAUUUCUGAUGUUCUCGUCACAAGUCCGGAUGUCGAGGAACAUCUUCAACAGCCUACCCCACUUUUCGACCGAUUUCAGCUGUCUGGCUUCACCCUGCACCUUGCCAAAUGUGUCCUAGGAGUCACUUCUCUUGAGUUCUUAGGUCAUCUGAUUGACUCCAAAGACAUUCGGCCUCUUCCCUCAAAGGUUGCCCGAAUUCGGGACUUUCUACCCCAGACCUUGAAGCGUCAGCCGCAGCGGUUCCUUGCGAUGGUAAAAUUUUAUCGUCGGUUUCUCCCAAACUGUUUCGACGACAUCCUCCUACUGACUAAUCUCCUCGCAGGUUCUUAACGAAUCUUCGCACUUACACCAACAGCACUCAAGUCGUUUGAGCAGGUACAAGCCCUUCUGGCUGAUGCCACCCUCCUGACUCACUUUCAUGAGGAUACACCCAUAUAUCUGAUGGUCGAUGCCUCCAAUGUUGCUGUUGGUGCGGUUCUCGAACAAAGUCUGCCAGAUUCUACCGGGUCUUUAGCUUUCUUCUCCAGGAAAUUAUCCAAGGUCGAAACCCGCUACAGCACAUUCGAACGUGAACGUCUCGCUGUUUAUCUUGCCGUGAGGCACUUCCGGCAUUUACUGGAAAGUCGAAGGCUUGAAGUGACAUUUAAGUCCGUUUUUUACUCAGUUACAAUGCGCGUUUUAAAGACCAUGACACAUUUUUGAAUAAGACAUAGAACAAGCACGUGCAUUUUUGUCUACAAACGAUUUUGUUCUUAUUUACUAGUUUGCAAAUGUUGGGAUACCACCAUCUUUGUUUCCUGGAUGGGUAGCCUACUCACUGUGCCCAACUAAUGGGUGUAUCACUUAAAUUUCCACAAUUUUUGUAGAUCACAAGCCAUCCACCUUUGCUCUGCAGCCCCACUCCGACAAACUAAACCCCCGGGAGAUCCACUACCUGGACUACAUUUUACAGUUCACUUCAGACACCUACCAUAUUGACGGGUCUCGGAAUGAGGUGGUUGACACACCUUCCAGGCCUCCUAUCGUUCGGACCCAGUAUAUAUCACUCGCAGUGGUUGUCACGUCCACUUUCCUGAUCGUUUGGUUACUCACUUCAUUUAGACGUGUACACAUCCUUCGGUGUCGUUUCUGUCGCCCUCCGGUCCCCGAGGGGGGGUGGGGGGGGUGGGGUGGCUACUGUGCUGAGGCGCCAGAAUUUUCUUUCAUAACUCCUGUCUUAUUCUGAUAUCCAUUAUCUUGGAUUGGCAACCGUGUCCUUUGUGCUUGCAACACGCCCUCAGACCUCCAUCUGCACUCUGGCGGGAAGCUAUCGUGAGACUCCCUUCAAGUGGGCAUCAGUGCUGACCUCGAACCUCCGACCUCCAUGCAGGCGAGGAAAGAGACUGGUGCAAUAAACAUACAGCGGAAAAGCUACGAGCAGAUACUUAACUCCAGCCAACACUUGUAAAAACAGAUCUCCUAACUUCAUGAACAACCUUGCCCCAUUUAUUCAGGAGGUGUACCAAAAGAGACAGAUCUCGCAGGAUUUCAAGAAUGCAACCAUCGGUCAUAUUUACGACAGAAACCGACAGAUCCACGGUAGCCACACAGCAAUGCUGGUGAGAUAUUUGUCCGCUGAUCACACGGCUGUCUGAACACACAUAAGACUGGGUCUACCUCCGGGAACAAAAUGAGGACUUCCUAAGCAAUGUGUACUAUGGACAUGGCCUUCAUGGCACGCCAGCUGUGUGGGAAAGGGCCCCAAAUGCUGACCAGCAUUAUGUUUGUGGGCUUCAACAAAGACGUCCAAUGCAGUAAAAAGGUAAUAGACUCUGGAAACGUUUAACUGAGAUCCAGAAGCUUGGAGCCAGUUACGCACGCGUCAUGGACAACCGCUCAGAUGUAGAUGAAUUUGUGGUUAAAAAUGAGGUAAAGCAGGAUUCUGUACUUGCUCUCAUCCUCUUUGCUCUCAUGUUCUCCGUCAUUUUGUUUGGUGCCUACCGUCAGGAGUGAUCUGGGAUUAUCAUCACCUACCUAACCAACGGACAACUGCGCAACAGUCGACUUAUACAGGCAAUGAUGAUACUUUCCGAGUUCACUGUUCAUGAGCUCUUAGUUGUGCGAAUGACUGCCCACCGAACACCAUAAAGGAGGAGAUCCUGUAACGAAACGUGGAACUCUUUGUAUAGGACCGCCCUGUUGACGACGCUAACGUACGCGGUGAAGAGCUGGACAGUUUACAAAAGAGAGACAAGCAAGCUAAACCACUCCUACCUUAGCUGUCUCUGGUGAAUACCAGAGCAUAGAUGGGAAGUGGGGAUGGACUGAGAGCACCUGCCUAGUAGUCUACUCUACAGCAGCGACAACAGCUAUAACUUGUCCACCACCUUCUACAGUAUUUCUGACUUUAAGCAAUUUAUGUGAAAAUGUUGGAAUAGUUGAAUAUGAACCGUACGGAGGCCCAACUCGCGAACUUUUCUUCUUGCUUUACGUUAAUUUUAUUGCACUUGACGUCUUUCUCAAACCUUCUGUAUCCAUUGCGUUAAUGAUAUUGAUUUAGCUGCUUUUGUCUCUCUGGCCUUACGUUUACUCAAAAAAUGAAGUUUUGUCGGAAGAAGUUCGUUUCGGCAUGGCUCUGCGGAAAAAGGUCCUGUGAGGAUGACUUUUAUGAAUGCGGCUUGGUCCACACUCACCAACGCAUCUGUUUGAAAUUAUUUUACUUAAGAACUUUCGCAACCUCAUUCCGUAAUGGUAGGGUGCUCCAUUCCGCUGGAAAAAUGUUUUGUUCCUACAAAUAGGGAAGGAAAAAAAUAUUCAGCAUUGGUAUACACUUUUCUCCUUCUUUAGCAAAGGUAAGAGGAUACGUGGUGGAGACUUUCUGACUACCCACCACGCACUUACUUUCGCAGAAUUCUUAACCUGUUAGCAGCCUUCAUGUGGUAUUCAAUUUCCACGUCUGCUACGAUGAUAGCUACUGACUUUACCGAAGACAGGAAAAGCCGCCUCAUCUGAAAAGGUCAGCUUAUCAAUAAACGCAGGAUUUUUUCACUGUCUGACUGUUUCAAAUGGCAAAAAUCUAGCCUCGUCUGUCAGUCUUCCUCGUGUAAUUUGGAGGAAAAUUUAGCCCACUGACUCCUCCCCGAAUGGAAGUUUUUGAGUUCCUCUCAAGAGCUUCAGCCAUUCUAGCCACGGUCUCCCCACCCAUUUCCGGGUAUCUAAGGUAGUGGUUUGUUAACUAAUCCAGUUUAGUUUUAAAUAUGUAUCCGUCUAUUCAGUGCGUUUCUUCGGGUAGCAUCUGCUUGUAAUGAGUUGUGAUAAGUUCCUUAUCGCGGACAGUAUUGAUCUGAUUCCGACAGUGUGAGGCACCCAGUUAAUCUUUUUUCCCAAAAUAUUCUAUUUAUAUAAUCAAUAAUCCAAAGUGGAAGAAAAGCAACAAAAAUGAAUGAGAAAGAACUAAAGGAGUGGGGUUGAUAAAUUUAGAAGUUUAGCAGUUUUAUCUGAUGGCCUUGACAUUUAUACGAUGCAGGUUACCAAAUUUCUUUGGAGGAUGACUUUUAACCACCCCCAUUCCUAAAACAAAAGUGCCAAACACUGAGGACGGGGUUAUUUACAGCCCUUUCAAAUCUUCGCAUAGAAAUCGCGGUUUGGCCGAACGCAUUAUAUACAUAUGACUUCUUGUUUACUCAUUUCUGGCCGACUUGUGAAUUCAUCUGACUCCCUUGUGAAGAAAACUUGGUGACUACAGUGAAAUUCGAGCCCACGACGGCAAAAGCAAGACCAGAAUGCAGCUAGCGCUUUAACUACCCAAUCUACAAGUUCCCGACCGGGAGCAGUGAACUGAAUCACAUUUAAUCAAUUUGCUGUCCUAGCCUACUGAACCUUCUGAAUUUCACCAAUUAUGAUACAGUAAGCCGACCACCGAAGCGGGAUUUUCCAAGUUGAAGUACUCAAAUCUGUAAAAAUCCUACUAGUUGACUUGCGAAUAUCGCUCUAUAAAAUGGCCGCCAUAACCGCUGAAGGUGCUGCUGCAGCCCCAACAAUCCGUGCAAAUUAAAUUUAAUGUCUGUGACGUUGCUUUAUUUUCACAGCUUAGUUGACAUAUUACAAGCAUUUUUUUGCUUCUAACCCAGAAAACCGUAUUAAUUAUAGUUUUGGACUCUUUAGCCGCUUUCCUAUUUCGCGGUAGCUGUGGUUAGUUCCUCUAUGGAGCAGGCGUUAGCUUUCUCCAAAUCUGAAAGCUAUGUUCCUCGCCAACCGCUUUCAGUUGGAUAAUGGCUGCUAGCGGAAUGCAUAUGCCCCUGCUCGGUGUUUAGUUAGUCUUCGCGAGUGUGCGCUUAAUUGGUUAGAAAAUGCUACCUUCCAAAUAACUAAUAUCCAUAAU